Schistocerca gregaria is the source of this 4031-nucleotide messenger RNA. RefSeq names its product ras-related protein rapA-like. Gene Ontology annotation, biological process: signal transduction; endocytic recycling. The transcript is spliced from 6 exons. The coding region runs from base 3426 to 3989 and encodes 187 amino acids. The record is from RefSeq and is a predicted model, not a curated record. Gene Ontology annotation, cellular component: plasma membrane; endosome. Gene Ontology annotation, molecular function: GTP binding; GTPase activity; GDP binding. NCBI's taxonomy places the organism in Eukaryota, Metazoa, Arthropoda, Insecta, Orthoptera, Acrididae.
AAUCCACAAAAUCUCUCAUUGAUGAUGCGCCACUCCAACACGUCCCCGUUGUUCACAGACUACAAAUGGGACCCGCCUGUCAAAGGCCAAGAGAACGCUUCUGGGAUUUUUCGCUCAUCCAAUGGUCUCAUUCAGACCAAGCUCAGCUCGAACGACGCCCUGACGCCAAAGGAGGCGCCGUCUAUGGACCACCUCCUGUCACCCCUUUGCCCCUCCUCUGAUACCGCCGGCCCCCUUACUUCUCCUAGCGCAGUCAAAGACCCGUUGUCCUCUAGCCCUUCAAACCCCUCUAGACCGAACACAUUGAGCAAUGACGAUCGAAAAAACUGUCUCGAAAAUAGCCACUGUCGCGGUGACAGGCAGAAAAAGCAAACUACGGGUACAGCUGUUGGCAAGCUUGCGAAUGUUGUACCGUAUUCGUAUCCUUUUUAUUUUAGUUUUAUUAUCGCCUCGAACCGAAGUGACACAACCGCCCAUCUCUCCCUUAGCUCAUAAUCCCCCUCUCUUUCCAUGCAGAUUUUUAGAAGCUGAUACGUCUGCCAGUUACGAAAAUUCCGGCCAAGCUGACAAUUUGGGUCUCAGUAUCGCCAUUGCUCGAGGGAAGAUUUACAAGCAAACAAAUGCCUUCGACAAAGUUAUUCAAAACGACUGGAUAGCCGAGAAAAACUUUUCUUACGUAGAACCACUUCAAACGCUACUUGGCUCCCUUGACGAUACAAUCGACGCCGUCCAAAUUUAUCCAUUAAGAUGGUCGCUAAUUACAAGCAGCGUAGACAAAUUCGCCAAAAUUUUUGUUGAAUACGUCGAACAGCUGGACAGCACGACUCCUAUGAAGCAGUCUAGGAAGAUAGUAAGUCAGCACUGCUCGAAAAUCAAAUGCUUCAAAAAGCCCAUAUCACGGACUUACGCCGAACUACUCUGCCUCAUUUGUUCCAAGACCCCUUUCGGAAAUUCGUCUUACUUCUCGUAUUUGGCUCGUAAUAUCGUGAUUGCUGCCGACCCCGUGGCCGGCAUCCACGCGCUCAACUUUUUGGUUCAGAAGACUUUUGAGUUCGAACCCAAGGCCGGAAACAACAGUGAGAUCAUUUUCCAAGUUUUCCAAGUUCUGCAAGGCAUUUUUUCUUCUUCUCACGUGGCCUAUCUAAAACAACGAGCUCUGACGUACUCCCAGUUUUUGGGGAUAAUCUCGCCUGCUCUGAACUGCGUUUUUGGCUAUAUCGGCCCAUAUGCUACUGAUUUGCUGCUUAUAGAAACGCUCUUGGAAAAUUGCGUAGGACAAGCCGUCGGUUCCCUUUUGCACGUUCUCGUAUCCACCACUUUGGUUUCACUCAAUCUGCCUUUUUUUUUGAAGGUCAUUCAGGAAUAUGAUGACGUCUAUGUCCCGCGCACUCAAGUCUACCGCGUGCUUCUCGCCUCUCUCCUGAAUCGCCCGGACAAAGCGAUGGACAGCGACGACCCGAGGAUGCUCGCUAUCUGGGCAAGGGUCUCUCGGCUUCCGGACAUUGGCGACCUUCUUUGCAUUGCAGAAGACCUGCUCGAUUACUUCUUGGACGGCAUCAACUCUGAGCUUAUCAGUUCCGUAUUGGAGAUGGUGGUAUCCCGCCUUGCCUCAGCGACCGACCUGACCAAAAUUCAGCCGCACCUGAAGAGAAUCCUCGACAAAAUUCUGGCUUGUUCCGUUGAUUUGGUUAGUGCGUACGACGAAAAAUAUUUUCUGUCCAUUUUAAAGUACUCCAGCCUCUCCGUUGGUAAACCCUUGGCCGCCGCCUUGCUUCGCACGAAGAGGCCCAUUCGCUCUCCGGUCGUGAUUGAGUCGGUUUUCGACGCGCUGCUGAACCACGUGAGAAGCUUCGACGUGUUCACUAUCGAAGAUCAGCUAAAAGAAGCGACUCAACUAGUGACCGAGUUUAUAGGGAAAGUGGAUUUCGGCCAGGAGUUCGAGAAGUAUCUGGAGUUUGCGGUAAAGUGCCGCGGAGCCUUCAUUGACCUCCACCAAACUAAGAGCGUAAUUGUUCAGAAAACUCUGAACGUUUUGGUCGAAUUAAAUCGUUACAAUAGUCAACAUUCGAAAAAAACAACGUCGCUAGUGCUUGCUUUCGUCGCGUUUUGCCGCACCGCAAUUGCUCCUAUCAGCGACUUUAACAAGAAAAUCAGGCUGUACCUGUUGGCAGGUCAAAUAGCCCUGGCGAGCCAAGCCGUGGCAUUGGCGGAGUCCUUGUUUCAGGCAAUCACGGACGCUCUUGCUGAAUUAUGUACGCAGCAGCAAAAUUCAGAAAUGGUCUCGGUGAGUUUAUCAACUCAAUAUUACAACACGGGAAACUCCCCUGUCGUCGAAGUCCAUCUUGUCGACUUUCUGCACCAGUUCAUAGGUGUCUUGGUCUCAAUUUCGGGACACCCAACGCUCGGCCCAUGCUACCAGCUAAGAAAACUCUACGACGCCGUGGAACUCUAUUCGUUGCAGUCAAAAAAUUUCCCCAAAGCGGGUCUGUUCAUCUCUAUGAUCAAAUGUCUAUCCUUGUACAUGAACUCCCCCUCUUCCUGCUCUUUUGACCAUGCAGAUGAGCCCACGUGUGUAGACAGCGUCGAACACAAAGACGAAAUCCGAGCGUUCAUCAAUGAGCUCAUGUUCAAAAUUUUGGAGCAGAUCCAACCGCCUGUCCCAUCGGAGUCAAAGCGUGCUCAGAUCGAAGUCAACAAAAUUAGGCUCGACCUUUUGAACGCAGUCCUUGGCUUUGCUAAAUCAUCUCCAGAACUAUCUAGCCUCGUCUCAGCGCUCUACAGCACCAUCUCAGAGACCGAACACGACGCACACUACCUCAAAAACACUCUCAACUGGGCUCGACAUAACCCCCAAGCUGGCAACCGCGACCGCCUAUUUCAUCUGUUAAAGCAGUGCUAAUACCUGUGUAUACAAGAUUUUCCCUCAGACACCGCCUCUGCUAUUUCAUCAAAUCCCUGUCUUUCCACACAGUACUGUGCGCUACUGCCGAGCAGGAUUCAACGUUCCGCUUUUACCCUUCUUCCUUAGCCGUUCGCGUUGGGCUCGCAGCUCCAGCCGUACGACCACUUCUUCAAUCAAGCACUACCAACUCUGCCUUUGUGCAUCGCUGUCUGUGUGCAAUAACAGUACACCCUGCACGUACGCACGUAUUAAACACAGCUCUCGUGAAUCGCCGAGAACCGAGAGUCUAACGUAUUAAAAUAUGUACCGUGAUACCGACGCUACAUAUGUGUUACUUUUGCAUUUAUAAACCAACCCAAACAACUUUUUGUAGUUUUCAGGCUACAAUUUUUAUUGGUUAUUCUGCUUUUUUCAAGUACAGGUUUCUCUUAUUGCUAUAUAUCCGCUCAUAUCUUUUUGUAUCAUUUUGGCGCGAGUUUUGUAAGUUUAGCGGGCCUGGACCGCAUGAACUAGACUAGCAACAAUGCCGCAAGAAAUCAAGUUAGUUAUUAUGGGGUCUGGCGGCGUAGGAAAAAGUGCCAUCACGGUCAUGUUCAUACAGUCCGUUUUUGUAAAGAAGUAUGAUCCUACUAUCGAAGAGUCUUAUCGGAAGCCCAUUAGAGUCGACGACAAGCCCUAUCUAUUAGAAAUUUUAGAUACUGCUGGUACAGAACAAUUUACGGCCAUGCGUGACCUUUACAUGAAGAACGGUCAAGGCUUUGCCCUGGUGUACAGCAUUAUCUCGAACUCCACGUUCCAUGACCUGCGUGCUAUUAGAAAUCACAUUAUCAAAGUAAAGGACUACGACGAUUCGAGGCCAGUGCCCAUCGUCUUGGUCGGCAACAAAUGCGAUUUAGAGGAAAAGCGUUGCAUCACAGUGCAACAAGGACGUAGCUUGGCAAUAGAGUUUGGCCUAGACCCUGAUAAGCAAUUUUUUGAGUCUUCAGCUAAGAAUUGCAUAAAUAUCGAUAAAAUUUUCGAAUGCUUAGUCAGACAGGUUGUUGCAUCUCUCCCACCCUCAAGGAAGGCUCGCUGUAUUAUUCUCUAAGUUUCUAUGAUAUUCAAUGCACUAAAAGCGUUUUAGGCUGUA